This is a messenger RNA of Durotheca rogersii, 2054 nucleotides long. RefSeq lists its product as uncharacterized. Bases 174 to 1754 code for a protein of 526 amino acids. The record is from RefSeq and is a predicted model, not a curated record. Gene Ontology annotation, molecular function: D-glucose binding; mannokinase activity; ATP binding. The transcript is spliced from 3 exons. NCBI's taxonomy places the organism in Eukaryota, Fungi, Ascomycota, Sordariomycetes, Xylariales, Xylariaceae. Gene Ontology annotation, biological process: glucose 6-phosphate metabolic process; glycolytic process; intracellular glucose homeostasis. Gene Ontology annotation, cellular component: cytosol; mitochondrion.
CGUAGGUCGCGCAGCUAUUUCUGACGAACGCAAAGCCACAACACUCGCGUAUCCUCGCCUCUUACCCUUUCUCACGCAUAAUUGCGUCGCCUCCUGCUGUCGUGGCCCGCGAGCCCAUCUGCGAGAGCCCCCAGCCUUUUCCCACAACCCCGCCGGUAUCCCGUGCACGCACCAUGGCGCUCGCCGAAGAGACGAAGCGCAUCGCCGCGCAGUUCGACUAUUCCGAUCAAGAUGUGAACGUUGGCGUUCGAGAGUUCUUGAAGCAAAUGCAUGAAGGAUUGGAACGAGACGGCACCAGCCUGAGCCAGAUCCCGACUUACGUGACCGGCGUGCCCAACGGCACCGAGAAGGGGCUGUACCUAGCCGUCGACCUAGGGGGCACAAACUUCCGGGUCUGUUCAAUCCAUCUAAACGGCGACACCACCUUCAACCUGACUUACAGCAAAGUUGCGAUCCCGAAGGAGUUGAUGGUGGCAAAAAAGGCCAGCGACCUGUUCAGCUUUUUAGCGAAACAGAUCGAGCUAUUCCUCAGAACCCACCACGGAGCCCAUUUCGACGCUAGCAUCCGCCGGCGGCAGACUGUGAGCACCCCGGAGGGCUUCCGCGACGAACACAUCUUUCGGCUUGGAUUCACCUUCAGUUUCCCCGUCCAACAAUUUGGUAUCAAUAAGGGCACUUUAAUGAGGUGGACCAAAGGGUUCGACAUCCCGGACGCAAUUGGCAAGGACGUCUGUGCCUUACUGCAACAGGAGAUCGAUAACCUUCACCUCCCAGUCAAGGUGGCUGCUCUGGUGAACGACACCGUUGGCACGCUAAUGGCCCGCUCGUAUACAUCGCCGGGCAAGACGUCGACCCUCGUGGGCGCCAUCUUCGGAACGGGCACCAAUGGAGCCUAUGUGGAGAAGGCCUCCAACAUAAAGAAACCUAUCAAGGGCGAUUACGAUAGAUCGACGGGUCGCAUGAUCAUAAACACUGAGUGGGGUUCCUUCGACAACCAACUGAACGUAUUACCCAACACCUCGUACGACAUCGCGCUAGAUCAGGAGAGCGUCAAUCCUGGCAUUCAGAUCUUCGAGAAGCGGGUAUCCGGCAUGUUCCUGGGCGAGAUCGUUCGUCUAGUCAUCGUCGACAUGCUUAAGAACGCGGAAAUCUCGCUGUUUCGCGACGAUCACUCUGGCCAGAACGAUUGGAAGUCUACGACAACAAUCGCCCCCGAGUCGGGACUGUUCAAGCAAUGGGGCCUCGACAGCUCACUCAUGUCCGUCGCCGCGGCUGACAGCACACCGGAUCAUUCAUCCCUGCGCCAGGAGCUCGAGAAACAGUUACAUAUCUACGCCGCCUCGCUCGAGGAUGCCCGGGCCUUCAAGGACAUCGCGUAUGCCGUUGGCCGCCGUGCGGCAAGGUUAUCCGCCGUCGCCCUCGGCGCCAUUGUGCUGCAGAGCGGGCAGCUCCAGGAGCCGGGCGACGAGCCGAUCGACAUCGGAGUUGACGGCAGCCUCGUAGAGCAUUAUCCCUUCUUCCGGGACAUGAUCUACGAGGCUCUAGCGGCGGUCGAGGGCAUCGGCCCGGAGGGCGCAAAGCGCAUCCGCAUUGGCAUCGCCAAGGACGGCAGUGGCGUUGGCGCCGCCCUGAUCGCGCUUGUUGCGGCAGGUAUGGAGAAGAAAGCGAACGUGGACUACCUCCACGGCGUCCGGAAUGGUAUCGUGCACAAAUUCACGGACUCGGCCCGCCAGCUGACAGCAACGGUAGGUUGAUUACCGCUAUGGCAUGUCUCCAGAUACACCUGGCUCUAUUUUUUUUUUUUUACUCCUAGGUGUAUCUAGUUAAUCACCAUAGAGGUGGUGGGAUUGGGUGGGAAGGAAAGGGGAACGGAGGUGGGGAGGUAAAGAACGGGAAAUGUCGAAAUGUGUACAGAUGGGUCAGUGUAUGGAUUAUGCUACCUGCCACCUCGGCCUGCGAUCAUGACGGAAGGUGGGAAUUAAACGAAGGUUUUGAUGAUGAGUUUACUGUUAGAUCCACUACUAGCGCAAAUGGUGGAUCAUGAAGCCUAUUCA